Cheilinus undulatus (humphead wrasse) is the source of this 1479-nucleotide messenger RNA. It is a transcript of the gene cutc, whose product is annotated as cutC copper transporter homolog (E. coli). The coding region runs from base 127 to 882 and encodes 251 amino acids. Lineage: Eukaryota; Metazoa; Chordata; Actinopteri; Labriformes; Labridae. Gene Ontology annotation, molecular function: copper ion binding. The transcript is spliced from 9 exons. The record is from RefSeq and is a predicted model, not a curated record.
CUCUUAUCCUCUUCAGUGUUUGGCUGUUGAAGCUAAAGCUGUUUAAUGACUAUAAACACAUAUUGAUUGCAUGUACCUUAGUAGGGGCUAAUAAAUCGAUAGGAGUGGACUUGACAGACUGUCAGUAUGGCAGAGGGGUUUUUAAUGGAGGUGUGUGUGGACUCCGUGGAGUCGGCUGUCAAUGCUGAACGAGGAGGUGCAAGUCGACUUGAGCUAUGUUCAAGUCUUCUGGAUGGGGGGCUUACUCCCAGCUUAGGUCUGCUGCAGGUAGUGAAGCAGUAUGUCAAAAUUCCAGUCUAUGUCAUGAUCCGGCCCCGUGGUGGGGACUUUCUGUACUCAGACCAGGAAGUGGAGGUGAUGAGGAAGGACAUAGAGCUGAUGAAGAGCCACGGGGCUGAUGGACUGGUCCUGGGAGUUCUCACAGAGGAUGGACGGGUGGAUGCAGAGCUCUGUAUGGAGUUUCUGGCUGCAGCCCGACCUUUACCUGUCACCUUCCAUAGAGCUUUUGAUAUGGUUCAUGACCCAGUGGUUGCUCUGGAGACACUGGUUUCAUUAGGAGUCCAGCGCGUGCUAACAAGCGGUUGUGACACCUCAGCUUUGGAGGGACUCCCUAUUAUUAAACGUCUCAUUGAUCAAGCUAAAGGGAGGAUUGUAAUCAUGCCAGGAGGCGGUAUUACAGAGAGAAAUCUGCAGAGAAUUUUAGAGGGGUCUGGAGCCCAAGAGUUUCACUGUUCAGCCCGCUCCAGUAGGGAUUCAGCCAUGAAGUUCAGGAACACGAGUGUGACAAUGGGAGCGGCUUUCUCAGCACCGGAGUACGGCCUGAAGGUGGCAGAUGUGUGCAAAGUCCGGACACUGAAUGCUAUAGCCAAAAACACGUUGUGAGCAGUUACUGUACAAUCAAGACAGACAAACAGAUACCUCAUAUGUGAUUAUUUGUAAUUAAACUGUUAUCUAAUCAUUUCCACUAAGGCCCAGAUAGAGGAUAUUUCAGGAUUCUCUUUCUUUCAUUUUUUAAUCACUGAUCAACUAUAAACUAAUCAAAGUGUCUGUGAGGAGAGCAAAGGAUAGUUCUGAUUUAUCAGUGUCCACAUUUGUGUGGCUUCAGCAGCAAUGUUAUAAAGUACACAAGAAACUGCAAAAUUAAAAUUUCUGUUCACCUAAAAUUUGGCAAAAAGCGCUGAUCAGUGCUUCGGCUGAUUUGAAAUGUGUAUUUGUACCCUUUGACAUGCAAAGGGGGGUUAAUUUUUGACAUCACUCCUUGUUUGUAGUGGGAGAUAAUGCUUAGCUGUGACCUCUUGUAAUAUUUUUAAACAAGAACAGAAGCAUAAUCACUUUUUAAAGUUUUCUCAGAACUUCUGCUGAAAUCCAAAAAUAGUUAACAGUUUAGUGAGGUAUAUUUGUCCUCACCAUCCUCUUCAUUUGAAACAGUCUAUUAUUCUGCUGAUUUAAUAAAUAUGGUGCAAUUAUGCAGAAUCAUGA